ACGGCUCGAGUCGCGGCGGGCGCGUUGUGAGUGGGGCGCAUGCGUACCGAGCGGCCAAGGCCUCGGGCAGCGUCGGCCUUCCUUUUCCGGGCCGGUUCGGAGUUUUGGUUUGUCGGAGCUGAGAGCAGGCCCAGGCCCGCCGGGUGCCCACUGUUCACAGGAGGAUGUGAAUGGUGGUCAGGAGGAGUAGGAUGGCAGAGCCGAGAGAAGGGGAGCCGCCAGGUGGACUGGAGCUAAAUCCAGAUGCUGCAGAUUUCAUUCCUCGGGAAAUGCAGGAGUCGCAUAAGAACAAAAAUUCGGAGGAAUUUGGCAGAAACAGCACACACACGCCACCCUCAAGACAACAGCCAUUUCGAAGUUAUCGUUGUAGUUUGACACACAGGGAAUAUUAUCAGCAAUCAAGGAAUCAUUUGGAGGAAGUCCCUACCCCUAAUUCUAAAACUGCCUCUGAGGAUCACAGGACUAACCAAAAUAAAGCAGGUAUGCAUAGCUUCCAAAAUCAGCGUCGUCACCGACUGAAAGAUGACAAGCUUUGUUCUGGAGAAAUGCCGUUCACUGAUGAGUCACGGUGGGAAGCUGCUACAAACCUUAUGCAACCAACUGAGAAAAAAAUGAAAGAUUUUGUCAAACAAAACACAACAAAAGAGGGGACAGAUUCAUUGGGACACAGAAAGAUGCAUGACGUAGAACAAGAAAAUUGGCGAGCGCCAGAAAGUCGGGGAGGAGCUAAACCAAAGAAAAUGAACUUGCAUUUACAUAAACCCACUCGAGGAAUGCAAGGAAAACAGGCCUUUGAAAAAAACAGUAGAAUAUUUGGAAAAACUGUCACAGAAAUAACCAAAAACAUUUGCCCACCAGAGGAUAGUCAAAGAAAAGCACUUAAUGAGCCUAGUAGACUGGAUAAGAAUGGUGAAAAAUAUAGUGAUGAAUCACAAAGAAAAUUUCCUAGAAGUAAAAAUAGUUAUAGAGGAUUCACUCAGGGCAAAGAAUAUCAUCUUGACGAAGUGUACAAAGAUUCAAAUGUAGACAGUGUUAGAACAGGUUUGAGUUGCUCAAUGACUGCUUCAGAAUUGGAUGUCAAGACUGAUGUAGGUGAAGAAAGAGUGAAUUCUAAUUUGCGCGACAGAUUGAGUCACCGAACACAAUCGUGGAAAGUGAGUGAAGUAGACAGAAGGAAACGACCGCAAGAUCUGCAAAAAAAAUCCUUUGAUUUGGGAAGAAAGACAUUUUGGAAGAAACAAAUGGAAAUGCACAAGAGCAAGGAAACUCAUACAGGUUUACUGAUUGAACACCUCACAGCUGAGAAAUAUGAAUGUAUGGUUUGCUGUGAGGUGAUACGUGUGAUGGUGCCAAUCUGGAGCUGUCAAAGCUGUUAUCACGCAUUCCACUUGAACUGCAUUAAAAAAUGGGCAAGAUCACCAGCUUCACAGGCUGAAGAUACAAAUGGUGGUUGGCGAUGUCCUGCAUGCCAGAAUGUUUCGGUACGGGUCCCUAACGCUUACAUGUGUUUUUGUGGCAAGGUGAACAAUCCGGAGUGGAACAGAAAUGAAAUACCUCACAGCUGUGGAGAGCUCUGUGGAAAAAAACGAGCUGGAAGUGAUUGUCCUCAUUCAUGUAACAUCUUGUGCCAUCCUGGACCAUGUCCAUCCUGUCCAGCAUUUGUGACAAAAGCAUGUGAAUGUGGCAGAACAAGUCAGUCAGUUCGCUGUGGUCAGCCUGGAACCAUUCAGUGCAAAAACAUAUGUGGAAAUCAAUUGAAUUGUGGAAAGCAUACAUGUGUUCAAGUUUGCCAUACAGGAAAGUGCCAGUCAUGUCCACUUACAGUUCAACAAGCCUGCUUCUGUGAAAACAUUUUUCGAGAGGUGCUUUGUGGGACUGAUGAAGAAUCAUUCGAUGGCAAAGGCUACUUUUCAUGUCGGGAACCUUGUGCGAAGAUGCUCACCUGUGGAAACCAUAAUUGUCUCCAGCUCUGCCAUCCAUCUGCAUGUCAGCUCUGUCCUCGCUUGCCAAACCAGGUGCACAGUUGUCCUUGUGGGCAAACCCCUUUGUCCAAGCUUUUAGAACUUGGUUACCCUGAACGUAGGAACUGCAUCGAACUAAUGCCAUCAUGUGGGAAGACUUGUUGCAAACCCCUGCCCUGCCGUUCUGAUGAUGUAAUUCAUACCUGCAGUGAUCUGUGCCAUGAAGGUGAAUGUGGACCAUGUGCAGGAACUUCAAACAUUAAUUGUCGGUGUGGAUUUAAGAAAAAGGAUGUUCCUUGUGCCAAUAUCACUAAGGAAGCAGAUCUGCUGUUCUUAUGUGACAAGCGCUGUAAUAAGAAGCGUUCUUGUGGCCGCCAUAAGUGUAAUGAAAUUUGUUGUGUGGACACUGAACACAAGUGCCUUCUUCUCUGUGGACGCAAGCUUAAUUGUGGACAACAUAAGUGUGAAGAGCCUUGCCACCGUGGAAACUGUCAGAAUUGCUGGCAAAGUAGUUUUGAUGAACUGACAUGUCAUUGUGGAGCAUCUAUAAUCUAUCCUCCAGUGCCUUGUGGUACCAGACCUCCCGAGUGCAAAAACCCAUGCAUAAGGAAACAUGAGUGUGAUCAUCCAGUGUUCCACAAUUGCCACUGUGAAGAGAAAUGCCCGCCUUGUACCUACCUCACUCAAAAGUUGUGCAUGGGGAAACAUGAGAUGCGAAGCAACAUUCCUUGUCACAUUUCUGGCAUUUCCUGUGGGUUUGCGUGUAACAAACUCUUGCCUUGUGGAAUGCACAAAUGUAAGAAGAUUUGUCAUAAAGGCGACUGUGGUACUGAGGAGCAAUGUAAACAGCUAUGUAUCAUUCCACGACCUGACUGUAAUCAUCCAUGUUCGUCUCCAUGCCACCCAGGUUCACCAUGUCCGAAGGUACCAUGUCAUGCAGAGGUGAUAUUAUGUUGCAGUUGUCAACGAAGAAAAGAGGUCAUGAUUUGCAGUGAAGCUUCCAGUAAUUACCAGAGAAUAACUGCUAUUUCCAUGGCUAGUAAACUCUCUGAUAUGCAACUUGGAGACACUGUGGAAAUCAGUCGACUUGUUUCUAAGAAAGAAAUUAAACAAACCAGAUUGGAAUGUGAUCACGAAUGUGCAACACUGGAGAGAAACAGACGGGUAGCAGAUGCUUUAAAUAUUAGCCCUGCCGCAGAUCCAUUUCACACUCGCAGUUUAGGAUCCAAGUACAGUGACAGUCUGAAGGAGGAUGCAAGGAUGGAUUUUUUCUUUUUAAUCCAGGGCAAACAGCAGAAGAAAAGUCGCUGCUAUCCCCCAAUGAACAGGGAGCAUCGCAGGAUCAUUCAUGAGCUGGCUGAGGUCUAUGGUGUUGAAAGUGUCAGCUACGACAGUGAGCCCAAGCGCAAUGUUGUUAUCACUGCUGUAAAAGGAAAAUCUGUAUGUCCAAGUGUUUCACUGACUACUUUGAUAGAGAGAGAAAUGUCAACUAGACCACCACCACCAAUUGCCCACUACAGGCAACAAAUACCCAAGAUUGACAAUGGAACAAUUGCCCUGCAAAAGCCAUUCAAGGAGGAAGCAAUCAUUGAUUACUUUGAUGUUCAAGACUAAAGAAUGCUGGUUUCUGAUUAUAUUUGGACCACAUAUCCUAUAGAAAUUAUGGGACAAGAAGUAACCGAAUCAGUAAUGAAUAAGAGAGCUGGUUAAGUAAGGAGAGACAGUUUUGUCAAAUCAUAAAUUCAAUUCAACUGAUAACAAAUUGGGAUGCAAAUCUACACUGUAGAAUAUCAGAAUUACAUGGGAAACAAGUGAAAGGAGCAGAAUCAAUGGGAUGAAUUGUGUACUGUGUGUUUCGGUCAGCCUCUGUGUUGCUGCUGCAGACAAUGCUGAUCUAAGGCUUAAUUGUUUUCUCCCUUGGUUUGUGCUUUUGAUAAAUCUGCUUCAGCGUGAUAAUGUUAAAGGUAGUUGUGUAAUUAUUGCACUCAAUAAAAAUGAAAUUACUUUGAACAUA
Messenger RNA from Leucoraja erinaceus (little skate), 3975 nucleotides. RefSeq names its product nuclear transcription factor, X-box binding 1 (gene nfx1). Gene Ontology annotation, cellular component: nucleus. Lineage: Eukaryota; Metazoa; Chordata; Chondrichthyes; Rajiformes; Rajidae. Gene Ontology annotation, molecular function: zinc ion binding; DNA-binding transcription factor activity, RNA polymerase II-specific; RNA polymerase II transcription regulatory region sequence-specific DNA binding. The record is from RefSeq and is a predicted model, not a curated record. Gene Ontology annotation, biological process: negative regulation of transcription by RNA polymerase II.